AAACUGAAAGUAUUCUAACUUUAGCCCACUUACUUUCAUUUUCGUCUUGAAAGGCGUCCAACAAUGCGUGGUGAUUACUUUCAUGGGCACAUUUAGCCAUAAUUUAACUAAAAUAAAUAGUUGAAAAGAUUGAUAUAGCCUUAUUGAAACAAAUACAUGUUGUUUUUGCCUGUUAGUCUACAGUAGGUACAUGUACAAAGGGGAUCAUGUGAUUGUGAAUUGGCCUACUUGUGGUCCAAUAACGACUUUGAAUAUUUUUUUUGAAGUGUUCAUUUAAAACGUAUUUUCAAGAUGGAGAAGGCAGGCAAGAACAUGCAUCUGAGAGAGUGGCUGAUAGCGCAGAUAGACAGCGGAAAGUACGCAGGACUCAUCUGGGAGAACCAGAACAAAACCAUGUUCAGGAUCCCAUGGAAACACGCGGCAAAGCAGGACUAUAAUCAGAAUGAAGAUGCAGCACUUUUCAAGGCGUGGGCAGUGUAUAAGGGGAAGUAUCGAGAGGGGAGGGACAAGGCAGACCCCACUUCCUGGAAGACUCGUCUCCGCUGUGCCCUCAACAAGAGCACAGACUUCCAGGAGGUCCCAGAGCGCAGCCAGCUGGACGUCUCCGAGCCCUACAAGACCUACCAUAUCCAGGUAGAGACAGAGACAGGCAGAUACUCAGAAUCUCCUGAAACUGAUAGUCAGGUGAUAAUCCAGACCAGGAGCUCCAGUGCUCACCUGAGGAACACCAUCACACACCAUCCACAGUUUGGCUGCCAUAGGGAAUUAGAGGAAAGGGAUGGAAGAGUCAACCCUAGUGGGGGUUUGGACCAUGUAUACUACUGUUCCAACACAGGGACUCCCCAGAUGGACAACUCUGCUCCCUUCUCCAUAUUCAGUCCCACACCACAGAUCUCUGACUUCCGUGUGCGGGUGUGUCUGUUCUACCAGGACCAGCUAGUAGUGGAUGUGACCACCAGCACCCCAGAUGGCUGUUUCAUUCUACAUGGUCAGGUGCCCCUGGGGAACGAGAGGAUCUAUGGCCCCUGCACAGCCCAACAGGUCCCCUUCCCCCCUCCAGGGGUCAUCCACCUGCCCCCCUGUAUCGCUGAGGCCAUGGGCCGCCUGCUGCCCCACUUGGAGAGGGGUGUCCUGGUGUGGGUGGCUCCAGAUGGGGUGUUUAUCAAGAGGUUCUGCCAGGGCAGGGUAUACUGGAGUGGCCCUCUGGCCCAGCACACAGACAGGCCCAACAAGCUAAACAGAGAGAGGACCUGCAAGCUGCUGAAUACACCUGUAUUUCUGAAGGAGCUCCAGGACUUUCUCAAGGGGGUGGGACCCAAACCUCGCUAUGAGAUUGACCUCUGCUUUGGGGAAGAGUUUCCCGACGCCAGCCCCCUGAAAACUAGGAAGCUGAUCAUUGCACAGGUAGUGCCCCUGUUUGCUGUCAACCUACUGCAGAGGUGCCAGAGGUUUGGGCCAUAAGAGAGACCAUGCCUUCACACACACAUCACCAUGGGGGAGGAGGAAAAGGGUCAGUCACAACCCUCUCCCAGCACUGAUGAGACCAGGACCCAUCUCUGAGUAACCCCUUAGGAACAUCCCCACCUGGUACCCUCCUGUCCCAGUCUAGCCAGCCAUGAUGAGGGG
Salmo salar (Atlantic salmon) is the source of this 1626-nucleotide messenger RNA. RefSeq names its product interferon regulatory factor 4. Gene Ontology annotation, biological process: immune system process; regulation of transcription by RNA polymerase II. Gene Ontology annotation, molecular function: DNA-binding transcription factor activity, RNA polymerase II-specific; RNA polymerase II cis-regulatory region sequence-specific DNA binding; protein binding. Lineage: Eukaryota; Metazoa; Chordata; Actinopteri; Salmoniformes; Salmonidae. Gene Ontology annotation, cellular component: nucleus. The record is from RefSeq and is a predicted model, not a curated record.